UGAGGCUGGUGUGUUGAAUGAAGAAGAUGACGAAGUUGAAAUCAGAGACUGUAACAUUGAUGCUGGUGAACCUGGCGGGGAUCAUGCAGAGAGCGGAUGAGUCACUGCUCCCUGGUGUGUACAAGGAAGUUGGGGCUGCCCUCCACACUGACCCAACUGGUCUCGGCUCCCUCACCCUCUUCCGAUCCAUUGUGCAGUCCUUCUGCUACCCACUCGCAGCCUACCUCGCCAUCCACCACAACAGAGCCCACGUUAUCGCCCUCGGUGCUUUCCUCUGGGCCGCCGCCACCUUCCUUGUCGGCUUCUCCUCCACUUUCUUUCAGGUGGCAGUGUCAAGAGCUUUUAAUGGAAUUGGACUGGCCAUUGUUACACCCGCCAUUCAGUCCCUUGUUGCUGAUUCAACGGAUGACUCCAACCGUGGUAUAGCUUUUGGAUGGCUACAGCUGACUGGCAACAUAGGUUUAAUCAUGGGAUACGUAUGCUCAGUUCUGAUAGCUUCAACAUCAUUCAUGGGGAUCCCUGGUUGGAGAAUCUCCUUCCAUAUUGUUGGAAUGGUGAGUGUUGUUGUAGGUAUUUUGGUCCGCCUAUUUGCCAAUGAUCCACGAUUUGCAGAGGGCGGUUCUAAAGCUCGAGAUCCGGGUCCAAAUAAACCCACAUUGUCAGCAGUGAAGUUCUUAAUUCAGGAAGCCAAGUCAGUAAUGAAAGUUCCAUCUUUCCAGAUAAUUGUAGCACAGGGUGUGGCAGGAUCAUUCUCAUGGUCAGCUUUGCAAUUUGCACCUAUGUGGUUGGAGCUCAUUGGAUUUUCCCACACACAAACAGCUUUUCUUGUGAGCAUGUUUGUAAUUGCUAGUUCACUUGUUGGGCUCUUUGGAGGAAAGAUGGGGGAUAUCCUUUCUAAGCGUUUCCCCAACUCUGGCAGGAUAGUUCUAUCGCAGAUAAGCACAGGAUUGGCUAUCCCAGCAGCAGCAGUACUGUUUUUGGCUCUACCCGAUGACCCCUCCACUGCUUUCAAGCAUGGUUUUGCCGUGUUCAUGUUGGGGUUGUCCAUGUCAUGGAAUGCUCCAGCUACAAACUAUCCAAUAUUUGCAGAGAUCGUUCCUGAAAAGUCACGUACAAGUGUCUAUGCUCUGGAUCAAUCUUUUGAGUCCAUAUUGGCAUCAUUUGCUCCCCCUGCAGUUGGCUUUCUAGCUCAGCACUUUUAUGGUUAUAAACCAGCUCCCAAGGGAGCCAGCAAGUCUGUUGAAGUUAAAACAGACAGAGAUAAUGCUACAUCAUUAGCCAAGGCACUUUAUAUGGCAAUAGGAAUUCCUAUGGGUCUGUGUUCCCUAAUCUACUCCUUUCUCUAUUGCACCUACCCAAGAGACAGAGAGCGAGCAUCGAUGCUUGCAUUAAUAGAAUCAGAGAUGGAGCAGAUGGAAUCAGAUAAUCCUCCUGCUGGAGUGGAAUUUGCUGAAGUUUGUUUCUCAGAAUCAGAUGAGCUAUAUUUUGAGGAAAAAAAUGUGAUUGAUAUGGUCUACGGUGUUGAGGAUGUUGAUCUUGAUGACACUGAUGAGAAGACUCUGCUUCCCAGCAACUCAAAUUUCUAAAAUUUGGAGGAAUAAUAACCCCAUACAAGCAGAAGCUGGUUGGAUGACCAUAUAGGUGUCUAUCUUUCUAAUUCAAGUAUGACAACUUCCAACCAUUACUGGUCCCAGUUUUCCUGUCUUCAGGUGGGAUUCAGAAGGCUUUGUGAAAAAUUUGGGUGACAGCACAUUGAAUCAUUGAUGGGUUUCACCAUCUCAAUCUACCACGUCAACAGCUUUAACCAGUAUGGAGUUGUGAAGAUGUUAUUCUUUGAUUGAUGGAGAGAACUAAAUGUAUUUCAGCUACUUCCUUGAUCAUGCUCUGGUUUUUAACUUAUGAUCAAUGCAUGAAGUCCGAAGUAGCCAGAUUUUAUGAAGUUAAUGUAG
Telopea speciosissima is the source of this 1949-nucleotide messenger RNA. RefSeq lists its product as uncharacterized. The coding region runs from base 18 to 1586 and encodes 522 amino acids. Gene Ontology annotation, biological process: transmembrane transport. NCBI's taxonomy places the organism in Eukaryota, Viridiplantae, Streptophyta, Magnoliopsida, Proteales, Proteaceae. The transcript has 5 exons. The record is from RefSeq and is a predicted model, not a curated record. Gene Ontology annotation, molecular function: transmembrane transporter activity. Gene Ontology annotation, cellular component: membrane.